Messenger RNA from Cygnus olor (mute swan), 8893 nucleotides. It is a transcript of the gene TRPS1, whose product is annotated as transcriptional repressor GATA binding 1. Lineage: Eukaryota; Metazoa; Chordata; Aves; Anseriformes; Anatidae. The record is from RefSeq and is a predicted model, not a curated record. Gene Ontology annotation, molecular function: RNA polymerase II transcription regulatory region sequence-specific DNA binding; zinc ion binding; DNA-binding transcription factor activity. Gene Ontology annotation, cellular component: nucleus. Gene Ontology annotation, biological process: regulation of transcription by RNA polymerase II.
CCGUCCCCCCCCGCCGCCGGCCACCGCCACAUAAUCCGCGGCCAACUCCGCCGGCAGCAGGAGACGGUUCAUGGCUCGCGCCGCGGCUCCACCAUCUUCCAGGCUGCCGGGGCUGCUGCUGGCGGUCGAUCAACAGAUAUGGUCCGGAAAAAGAACCCCCCUCUAAGAAACGUUGCUAGUGAAGGUGAGGUACAGACCCUUGAGUCUACAGGUACUGAAAGCGAAGAGUCUGGAAGGAAAAAAGAAUUUUCCGCAGAGCAGAUGCAAGAAAACACUGACCAGGGUGAUGCGGCAGAGUUAAAUAACAAGGAGGAACUUUGCACGCAUGUCCAAGAGCCAUCUUCCAGCAUUAAAAAGGACUUGAAAAGCUCAGUGCUGAGUGAAAAGGCUGGCUUCAAUUAUGAAAGCCACAAUAAGGGAGGAAAUGUUCCAUCCUUCCCUCAUGAUGAGGUGACAGACAGAAAUAUGCUGGCUUUCUCAUCUCCAGCUGUUGGGGGAAUCUGUGAGCCCUUGAAGUCUCCUCAGAAAUCAGAUGCAGAUGACACCCAAGAUGUGGCCCGUACCCCGUCAGGAGAUGCAGCGGAGACAAAUGAGGAGCAUCAGAUGUCGCCAAAAGCUUCAGAUGAAACAGUGCAAGUGCAAAGUGGUCAAACCGAUGGCCAAGGCUCAAGCCCGGUCCCCAUGGCCUCAAAAAACCCACAAGUGCCUUCAGAUGGGGGUUUAAGGCUGAACAAAUCUAAAGCAGAUUUGUUGGUAAACGAUAACCCAGAUACGGCGCCUCUGUCUCCAGAGCUUCAGGACUUCAAAUGCAACAUCUGUGGAUAUGGUUACUAUGGGAACGACCCCACAGAUCUCAUCAAACACUUCCGCAAGUACCACCUAGGCCUGCACAACCGCACCAGGCAGGAUGCUGAGCUCGACACUAAAAUUUUGGCUCUCCACAACAUGGUGCAAUUCAGCCACUCCAAAGACUUCCAGAAAGUCAACCGCACUGUGCUUUCGGGGGUGCUGCAGGACAUCAAUUCCCAGAGGCCUGUCUUAUUAAAUGGGACUUAUGAUGUGCAGGUUACUUUAGGUGGAACCUUCAUCGGAAUUGGGCGGAAAACUCCAGAUUGCCAAGGCAACACCAAGUACUUCCGCUGCAAAUUCUGCAAUUUCACCUACAUGGGCAACUCGUCCACUGAACUAGAGCAACACUUCUUACAGACUCACCCAAACAAAAUGAAAGCAGCCCUUCCCUCCUCUGAUUCUGGUAAAACUUCAGAGAAAAACUCCAAUAAAUCCAGUCCUACUCUUCGACCAUGUGAUUCUGGAGACUUGGGGAAGUGGCAAGACAGAAUCACUGUAAAAGCAGGAGAUGAUACACCAGUUGGAUAUUCGGUGCCCAUCAAGCCAAUAGAUUCCUCUAGACAAAAUGGUACCGAUACAACCAGUUACUACUGGUGUAAAUUUUGCAGUUUCAGCUGUGAAUCGUCCAGCUCAUUGAAACUAUUAGAACAUUACAGCAAACAGCAUGGGGGAAGCCAGUCAGGAAGCCAUCAUCCAGAUCUGAAUGAUAAGCUUUCUAGGGGAUCUGUCAUUAACCAGAAUGAUCUAGCCAAAAAUGCAGACGGGGAGUUAGUGACAAAGACAGAAAAGGGUGCGAGUGUGGCAAAAAAGAAAGACUUGACUAGCAAAGGAGCAGAGGACAGCAUGGUGACGAGCUACAACUGUCAGUUCUGUGACUUUAGGUACUCAAAGAGCCAUGGCCCAGAUGUAAUAGUGGUGGGCCCACUUCUCCGUCACUAUCAGCAGCUACACAACAUUCAUAAGUGUACCAUUAAGCACUGUCAGUUCUGUCCCCGAGGCCUCUGCAGCCGAAAGCACCUUGGAGAAAUUACUUAUCCAUUUGCUUGCAGAAAAAGUAAUUGUUCCCACUGUGCUCUCUUGCUUUUGCACCUGUCUCCAGGGGUGACAGGAAGCUCUAGAGUCAAACACCAGUGCCAUCAGUGCUCAUUCUCCACUCCCGACGUAGAUGUUCUCCUGCUUCACUAUGAGAACGCACACGAAGCCCAAGCGUCUGAUGUCAAACCCGAAACAAAUACCCUGCAAGGGGCGGACGGGCCGCUGACUCUCAAAGAGAACAAAGAACACUCAUGUACCAAAUGUGACUUUACCACCCAGGUGGAAGAAGAGAUUUCCCGACACUACAGGAGAGUACACAACUGCUACAAAUGCCGUCAGUGCAGCUUCACAGCUGUUGACACUCAGUCACUACUAGAGCACUUCAACACUGUGCACUGUCAGGAGGUGGACGUCACUACAGCCAAUGGGGAGGACAGUCACAGCGUUUCGUCUAUCAAGGAGGAGCCAAAAAUUGACCUCAAGGUCUACAGUCUGAUUAAUCCAGACCCCAAAAUGGGGGAGCCCAUAUCUGACAGCAUAGUCAAGAGGGAAAAGAUAGAAGAUAAGGAAGUGCUUAAGGAGAAGGGUUGGACUGACAGUCCCGCUGAUGAUCUUCGUAACGUGACCUGGAGAGGAACAGACAUUCUGAGGGGGAGCCCGUCCUACACACAGACCAGUUUAGGCUUGUUGACCCCCGUGUCCGUUGGCCAAGAGCAGCCAAAGCCUUUAAGGGAUAGUCCGAACGUAGAAGCUGCCCAUCUCGCGCGGCCCAUUUACGGCUUGGCGGUGGAGAGCAAGGGCUUCCUGCAGGGCGUGCCAGCCGGAGCGGCGGAGAAGGCCGGGCAGCUCACCCAGCCCUACCCUGGAUCCGGGGACGGCAAGGCAAAGGAUGAAUCCCAGUCCUUGUUACGGAGACGUAGAGGCUCGGGUGUUUUUUGUGCCAAUUGCCUGACCACAAAGACCUCUCUCUGGCGAAAGAAUGCAAAUGGUGGAUAUGUAUGCAAUGCGUGUGGCCUCUACCAGAAGCUUCACUCGACUCCCAGGCCUUUAAACAUCAUUAAGCAGAACAAUGGUGAGCAGAUCAUUAGGAGACGAACAAGAAAGCGCCUUAACCCGGAGGCACUUCAGGCUGAGCAGCUAAACAAACAGCAGAGGGGUAGCAGUGAGGAACAAGUCAAUGGAAGCCCCUUAGAAAGGAGGUCAGAGGAUCAUUUAACUGAAGGUCAUCAGAGAGAAAUUCAGCUUCCCAGCCUCAGUAAAUAUGAGGCCCAAGGUUCAUUGACUAAAAGCCAUUCUGCUCAGCAGCCAAUAUUGGUCAGCCAAACUCUGGAUAUUCACAAAAGGAUGCAACCUUUGCACAUUCAGAUAAAAAGUCCUCAGGAAAGUACUGGAGACCCAGGAAACAGUUCAUCAAUAUCAGAAGGGAAAGGAAGCUCAGAGAGAGGCAGCCCGAUAGAAAAAUACAUGAGACCUGCAAAACACCCAAACUAUUCACCACCUGGAAGCCCUAUCGAAAAAUACCAGUACCCACUCUUUGGACUUCCGUUCGUACACAAUGACUUUCAGAGUGAAGCUGACUGGCUGAGAUUCUGGAGUAAAUAUAAGCUGUCUGUUCCUGGGAAUCCACACUACUUGAGUCAUGUGCCUGGCCUACCAAAUCCUUGCCAAAACUAUGUGCCUUAUCCCACCUUUAAUCUGCCUCCUCAUUUUUCAGCUGUCGGAUCAGACAAUGACAUUCCUCUAGAUUUGGCGAUAAAGCAUUCCAGACCUGGGCCAACUGCAAACGGUGCCUCCAAGGAAAAGAGUAAGGCACCACCAAAUGUAAAAAAUGAAGGUCCCUUGAAUGUAGUUAAAACAGAGAAAGUUGAUAGAAGUACUCAAGAUGAACUUUCUACCAAGUGUGUGCACUGUGGCAUUGUCUUUCUGGAUGAAGUGAUGUAUGCUUUGCAUAUGAGUUGCCAUGGUGACAGUGGACCUUUCCAGUGCAGCAUAUGCCAGCAUCUUUGCACGGACAAGUAUGACUUCACAACUCACAUCCAGAGGGGCCUACACAGGAACAAUGCACAAGCUGAAAAGAAUGGAAAACCUAAAGAGUAAACCUUAGCACUUAGCACAAUUAAACAGAAAUAGGUUUCCUUGAUGGGAAUUCAAUAGCUUGUAAUGUCUUGUGAAGACCUAUAAAGCACUUCAUAUAGAGAGCAUGCCUUAUCCAAUAUUAAAUCCCUUGUUCUUUUCUUUUUCUUCCUUUUUCUUCUUUUUUUUUUCCCCUCCUAAUUUUUUCUUUUAAAUGAGUGGGUUACCAAGAAAAAAAGAACAGUUGGAUGGUGGCCAGAAGGGGGAGAAGAUAGUGGUAUGGGACAUGGCCAACCAAAGCUAGCCAGAAUGCAGUGAAUCAUGGCGAUUAACUUUGAGAAAAUUUUACCGGACAUUUAAUACCUUUGCUAUUGUGUAAGAGACAUAACUGGCAAGAGUGCAAAGAUGUGUAUAUGUAUAUACUGCUGCAGGGGUAUAGUGAACAUAUGCACAUUGUAUAUAAGAACUAGACUUGUUAAAUAUACAGAUGUUAAAAGGUCAUUUUCUUUUCUUUAAUUUGGGCUAAUUUCUGCCCUACAACAUGCCUUAGGAUCACCUUUUCCUCAAAGCUUUGGCAGCAAUUUCACCUAGAUGUUUCUCAGACUCAGCUGAUUUUUAGCUACCAUUUUAUCACUACAUUCUUUCUAGCACACUUUAGUCUAGGAAAACCAUUUUUUGCAAGUGAAGUCUCUAAUACAGAAGCCACACUCAAGGUUUAAUUUGCAUAGAACAAGGUAACCUGCUGUAUUUUAUUUUAAUAUAUUUUAAUAUAUUGCGUUUCUAAACCUUAAAGUCUAAGGUUACUUCUCCACAGGCUUAACAUUGCUAUACAUACCAGUCAAUCCCUUCAGUAGACUUAUACCAGCUUUUGCUAAGUAGCAUUAAAUGUCUUCAUAGUACUUUUUAAUACUUAAAGCUUUGUAAAAACUAUCCAUGAAGGGAAAGCUCCUCAGCAUAACUGCUCAGGGAAAUAGGGCUAAAUAACUAAAUAUUAAAUAAUUGGUUAAAGGUGCUGUUAGACGAGCCUCCAUGCUUGCUACAAGGGUGUACAAGAACUGACUUUAAUCAUUUUCAUUAUAGUGUCCCAACCAGUAGUUUAUUAUUUUGCCACAGGGAUGUAGAAGAUAUUACAAGCUACUGGAUGCACUGUCAGAUUAACUUAUUUCAUUAAAGAAGUUGGGAGAACAAAUAGAAAAAACCUUAUUUUUCUAGUAAAUAUUAAUGUAUUACAUUUCAAAUAAUGGUGCCUGACAUAUUGAAUAAUUAUUUUCUACAGUGUACGUAUGCAACAAAGAUAUUCCAUCAUGCAUUAGAGUCAGUUCUGGCUCUGCCUCGCUGUUUACAUUUGCAAAUGUAGCAAACAAGGUAAUGAAGCAACUAUUUCUAUUGCAGUAGGUAUCUUUUUUUCUGUGUGUGUGCAUUAAAGUUGUAAACGAUAACAUGAAAUGAAUGAAAUUUGUUGAUAUUAAUGGUAUGGAAAAACAAGAAGGAAAUGAAAAUAUUUUUAUGCCUACUUAGGAAAAAAAGGGUAGCACUAUUCAUUCCAAGUACUUUUGUAUUCUUAAGCUCUUAACUCACAUUGUUAUGCUUAAAAUGAUAAACAUAUAUCCUCUUUUUAUUGCUUUGUCUGUGUUUCAGAAGAAACAUUUCAGAAAUUAUUUUGAUAAGUGCUGUUUGACGAUGCAGCACUGAUGUUUUAUUGCAUUCUGUAGUAGCAUUGCACUCCAUUUUUACAAUAUUACGCAGUUGCUUUUUUGUUUUGUUUGGGUUUGUUUCUUUUUCGCAGUGCAGGGUCUUAGUUCCUUAUGGUUGGAUGGCAGGUGUAGCUCAACUGGUUCAUGAAUGUUGCAGCGAAUGAAGUUUAAAAUGUCUUUCUGAUAUUAUGUUGUCUUUUAUUUCUCCAUUCAUGCAUUUUAUUUUUUAAAAUGUUCUAUAAAGAUAUCUCUGGACUAAGUCCUCACUUGAGAUUAUAUGUAAAGGGUCCUAUUCUGAUCUCACUUACAUGCCGCCUUUCUCAGAUUUUCAUGUAAUUGAAACUAAAGCAUCAUAAAAAGAAAAAAAAGUUCUUGUAUUUAACUUACCUGAAUCUCACCACUCUCCCUUCUAGCAUUUGGUGCACUUAUAAGAUAGUUAACCAGAUAGAAAGGGAGGUGGAAGAUAAAAGAAGAGGUGAUAGGAAAUGUCUUAUAGGGGUUGGCAAAAGGAAAAACAGGGAGGAACUGGCCUAAACAUUCAGCACUUUGAUAGUCUUUAGAAAAAUGAUGUGCCUAAAGCAGCCGGCAAUGACCAUCACCAUGCAUGAGAAGCACUUACGCAGCUGAUCUCCAAAGGUCUUGCUGACCUUGGCAGUAUUUUAGGUGUUACAUUUUCACACAGAUGAAACAUUCUUGCACAGUUUCUCUGAUUUGUUAGGCACAGACAGGCUAUUGUUCAGCAUUAGGCUUGCAUUCCUUCCUGCUCCACACAUUGCUUCUAUACUGGUGAGCAGCAUAUGGAAAAUCCCACUCAAUCUGUUCGUGGUUGAGUUCUAUAACCCUUUAAUAGUGUUCUAGGUUAGCAAAGGAUAUUGGGCCACAUUCUUUUUCUUCUAUUUUUAGAUGAAUCUCCUGCUUGAUACCAGUGCCGGACAAUGUCUGGUUAUGUUUUUACUAUUGUUCUCCAGUAAUAAGUUCUGACUUGGUUUUUGUUGAUUUAUUUUUGUUGGGUAUUUUUUGUUUCUGUUUAUUUCUGUGGGGACUGAAAUAGAUUGCCCUCGUUUUGUUACGUCAGGGUCCAGUGUGUGUCCUUUUCAGCUUUUCCAAGAAAUGUUAGGCUCACUUAGCAGUAAUUUUAUUGGCUUCAGAGUUAGCUGCCUGCCGGUUAUCAGUAGUUACUGUUUUGACUUACUUCUUCCAAGACCUGCCUGUGGCUUCUUCAUGGAUGGAAGCUGCAUCUUCAUGGCAAAAUAUUUUAUGGGGGACAUGCGCAUUAUAAAACUUGAGCACCACCCUGUACUUCAUAAUACCUCUUGUUACUCAGAAGCAAGAGGCCAACAAGGAGAAAUGCACCCACCAGGGUUUGGGGAUGAGAAGAAAUGAAAUCUUAUGAGUGCAAAGAACAAGACAGAGUUUGGGAUAUUAAUAGUACACCUAGAUGGUGCAAAUAAAAUUUGAGGAAAGUUCAUUGUUCUUGCCAUGACAUAUUGAGAUGUUCUAAGAUUUGUGCUUUGUAAGAAAUGGGAUUUUGCCAUAGCCUGUUCUCUUUGAUUGGGAUGUGGGGAGCACAGUUUUGUUUCUUAACAAAAGAGAGGUGGUUCCAUCCCUUUUCCAGACUCCUUCACAAUGGAUAUUAAGCAAAAGGAAAAUAAAUCCUGGCAUUGAAAAAGAAAAAUCUCGUGUAAUAACUCUCAGGUGGAAACCAGUGUUAGCACGCACAAUUAAUUACUGCACCCACUGCAUUUGGAUCAAUGUACAGCACUGAAAGUUUAACUUCACGGAAUCAUUAUUUGUACUCAACAACCCAGUGUCUUCAAGGUGUUGCACUUCUCUCACCAGUGAAUGGUUGUUGGAGAUCUGAAAAUGUAUCUCAGAUUGGAUCCCAGACUAAGCAGAAGCUUCAAAAACAGAGAGCAUGCAGUAUCUAAACUUGCAAAGGAGGGCAAAGUUUCCAUUUUCUAAAGAAUGAACACUGUACAGUGGCAACCCUCAUGCAGCAAAUCAAACUGUCCUUCAGCUAUCACUUUGUGGCUCCUGCCCCCUAGGUUAAUGCAGCAGGAGAGGAAGGUUUUCCAGAGCACAGUUUGAGUAGUUCAGGUGCUAAAUUCAGCACUUACCAACAGAAGUUUUGCACCUAAUUGCCUCUGUGCUGAUGAAACUCCUCCCUGAAGUUUUCGUGGACCAUCCGGAAAGGUCAGGGGUGGGUGAGGAUGGCACUGGAUAUACUGCAUCUUUGCUUUGGCUAAAAGAUGUACUGGUGCACUUGUGUCAGUUUUAAAACAGAGAACGCAGAGACAUAUCAGUUGAGGCGCACUGAGGGUAAGAGAUUGUGGUUUUGGUUUUGUUCUUUUUUUUUUUUUUUUCACCUAGAGGGAGAGCAGGACAAAAGUGACCAGUGCUAAUUGUAUACAGUGCUGAAAAGUAGUGGAUGUGCAGUGGGGAGACCUGAUUUGGCAACUGUGGAUAAGUGCUCAGUUCAGGGACAGACUUUCAAGUCCAUCUCUGGACGGGACAGCGUUGCUUUGUAGUCAAAACUACUUGCUUUAUGCGCUGAGGAUGUUGUCUACUAUCUGCUUUUUGCCCAGGAUGUAUGAAUAUAUUCCCAUUCUUGCUCCUGUAUUGAUUUUUCUUGGCUAAAUUAACAUGCUAAUUCCUAAUACUGGUCAGGAAAAGCCAAAGAGAUUAGAAGGUCACUUCUGUUCAGCCAGAAGGGUAGAAACAUUUCCUUCUGCUUCUGUGGAGACAGUUAUGCUUGGCAAAGGAUAGCGAGUAAUUUGUCAACGUAUCCCAAAUGUGAUAGAUAAGUAAAAAAUCCCUUCUAAACUUUUUUUAUAAACUUAAGAUAGGCCGAGUAGAAUUUCCUCACCCCGGAAUAGGAUUCCUCCUUACCCUCUCCCUCACAAUUUUCUUUCAUUCAACCAGCUCUGGAAAGCUAGCAGUUGGUGAGAUGCUACCUAUACAAUAAUCACAUAUAAUCCAGAUUUACCUCUUUUUAAGAGGAUAAAAGACAAUAAUUUAAUGGUUCCCAGCCAAAUAAAUACUUUUUUUUUUUUUUUUUUGAGUACACUUAGCAAAGUAAAAUGCUUAGAAUUAGCAUUGUAGCAGCAACCACAGUUUUCUGUGCUGUAUCCUAUCAUUUUGGUCUCUGAGCUCUGUGUAGAAGGAGAACAGGAGAAAAGGAAACAUCUCAAAAUGCCAUUGUAAAUUUAGCAUAUAGAAAAUUCACCAGCAGGAAAAGGAGA